AUGCUCUGCAGUAAGACCGACUACAGCUCGCUUUCGACCGACAACAAGGACAAGGCGCAGAGCAUAUACUCGCAGGAAAUAGAGGCAAUGAUGUACACGUGCGGAGACGUGCGAUCUCCUGAAAAGGGGUCGAGCAUGUACAUGGAGCAAAUAAUAUACGUGCAAAUGAAGAUCCUUUUGGGGAAGGCCGAUGCGGUCUCCAAGAUGCGGGGGAGCAAGAAAAUAGCGAUCGAGGACAUUGUGUUUAUCAUGCGCUACAACCCGCACAGGGUGAAAAAGCUCUCAAACUACAUCACCUUCAAAGACGUCCGAAACAAAGUGAAUCGCGACGUAAUUUCUCUGCGGAGUACGGCAGAGGCCCGGCUGAAGUACUGCUGGCUCCCCAAGAACGUAUACGACAAGCCGGAGGAUACGCAGGGCCGGCUGUACAUGAUUGAUCGAAUGACUGAGGGGAUGACAAAAGAGGAGUAUCUGGACUUCACAGAGUGCAGGCAGGCCUCUUUUACCUUCAGGAAGGGAAAGCGCUUUAAGGAGUUUCUUAACACAGAGUGCAAAAUGAAGGACGAUCUCCUGGACGUUCUCGGGUUUUUGGCGUGCGAAAUUGUUUUCGACAUCAUUAGCAUGGCCAGCAAAAUAAGCGCAAGCAAGUCCAAGGCAGCAAAAGUGGGCCCGGACGUGCGGGGAAUGUUCAAAAUGCGCACGCGAAAAGUCCCAAUUACAGUGUCUGAUAUAGACGAAGCCUGCAGAAGGCUGAAGCUAAGAGGGGCCAUAUACUAG
Molecule: messenger RNA, 777 nt
Organism: Nematocida major
Lineage: Eukaryota; Fungi; Microsporidia
Product: transcription initiation protein SPT3
Exons: 1
Coding region: 1-777 (258 amino acids)
Biological process (GO): transcription by RNA polymerase II
Molecular function (GO): protein heterodimerization activity
Source: RefSeq, a predicted model, not a curated record